GAGCUGAGCUGUUUUGGCUGCUCAGGGUCCUUCAGGGUUACACCAGCUCUGCGCUCGCAUAUGAACUCGAACUGACUUUAAGAAGUCAUGAUCUUCAACAUGAUCAGAGGGCCUCGCGCCGCUUUUGGCACUUUAAUAGGGCAGGUGAGGAGAGGUGUGAUGACCACAGGGAGCAGAAGACUGUGCAGCAAGCCUCAAGAGGGGGCAUCCGCACCCCAGGCACAACGGCUUGGGUUUAAAGUACCAGGUUACCGCCCAUCAGAAUGGGAUAAAAAGAUGCUGGUGUGGUCCGGGCGAUUCAAAACCGCAGAACAGAUUCCAGAGUUUGUGUCAUUUGAGAUGAUUGAUGCUGCCAGGAACAGAGUGCGUGUGAAGGCCUGCUAUGUGAUGAUGGCACUGACCAUCAUAGCGUGCGUUGCUACGGCUGUCUCUGGGAAGCGGGCGGCAGGUCGGCAUGAAAAUCUGACCUCUCGUAACAUGGAGAAAAAGGCUCAAUGGAGAGAGGAAGCACAGAGAGAAAAGGAGGCUGCCGAUGCACUUGGAGAGAAAGCCCAGUGAGAUGCAUCCAUCUGCGCUCCAUCAAGGCCCAUGUCUCAGUGUCAGCUUGCAUCAUACAACAGCCAGUUAUUUAAUGUCAAACGCCACACACCAUGGGAACUCUGGUGGAGGUGGUACAGAUUUUCCUUCACAUAGUAAACAGAUUUUUAGAGUAGAGUAUAAAAUAAAGAUGAGAUUUUCCCUGUGUGAUUUUUUUUAUAUAUAUAU
Molecule: messenger RNA, 765 nt
Organism: Sinocyclocheilus grahami
Lineage: Eukaryota; Metazoa; Chordata; Actinopteri; Cypriniformes; Cyprinidae
Product: protein FAM162B-like
Exons: 6
Coding region: 88-558 (156 amino acids)
Biological process (GO): cellular response to hypoxia; neuron apoptotic process; positive regulation of release of cytochrome c from mitochondria
Cellular component (GO): mitochondrion
Source: RefSeq, a predicted model, not a curated record